UCCUUUAGAACAGAGAUUUUUUAAAGAUAAUAAGAAAAUAAUGUUGAGGUAAGAAUUGAGAGAAAAGAGUUUAGAUGUGACUUUAAAACCUUUUACGAAGAAAUCGUUCAUUACUUUGCUUUAAGAAAUGAAUUUGAGAAGGACAACUGAUGAUUUUGAUGAUUUUAUAAAGUAUUCAUGAAUCAUGUUUGUAUUUGACUUUAUGGGUACAUGAAUUUUAAGUCUUCCACCUAAUUGAUAACAACAGCAAAAGAGUGACUCGCCUAAAGCAAGCCCGUUCAAGAAUAAUUGUCCAAGAUUUCAGAAAGGUAUUUUCAAGUGACUUUCGGCACGUUUAUGACUUAAUUUUGCCCAUCAAAAUUAGACUAGAAACAAACACGGAAACACUGAUCCUGCGCUACAUGUCAUCCGGUCCAAGACAUUAGGUUUCCAUGGUCCGUCUUUUGUACUUUGCAGCCAAUAAAUUUUUAAAACAAGAAAAAGAAUUAGGCCAUUAGAUUUUGUAGUCGCCAUGGAUGUCGAAGAAAGGAUAGAUAUCACGCUCUAGUGACAAGCAUAACGACCAUUAUCAUCACUUUAAUGAGAUGGAAUCUUGUCACCCCAUUAUUUUCUGAGAAAGAUUUGAUGGCUGAAAAGGCAAGGUGUAUAGCAGGCAGCGAACAUGCCCUAGAAGGACGCCGUAGCUGAAUGUAACAUGGAGUCUACUUUGCAGUCGAAAUGUUUUAUAUGUAGUGGAAGUUUCGAUGCAAAAUUGCUUGCAGAGCACGAGCGCCAGUGCCUGAAUCAGCUGCAAGAAGGCAUUACCGAUAUAACAAAAGAAGUCGAUAGUUUGUUGGAUUUUGAAAUUGAAUCUACAAUUUCAGCAACAUCAUCAGGGUCCAAUGACAAUUCUCGUAAAUCCGUUCGCUGCUACAUUUGCGGAGAGGAUUUUGCUCCGCACUUCAUCAGUGUACAUGAGAGGCACUGCAAGCGAAGGUGGGAUACGGGUGUUACAAAUGCGGACAGUAUUAAGAAAGGCACCUCUCUUGGUAGUAUAUCUGCUGUACGUGAAACAGAAAAAGGGAAACAAAAAGAGGAUGGAGUUGCAAGCAGUAUGAGGAAAGCUCAUUCUGUUGCUAACAUUUCUUCGACAGGGCCAAAGCAAGCAUGGAAUGCACGAAUUCGCGACAAAGAUAGCAAAGAGAAUUUGUCUAAGGAGACAAGUCAGAGACGCCCAACAAAGACAAAGCGGAAGGAAAGGCCUAGAUCAGCUUACUUGGCUUCGUCUUCCUCGCAGAAUUUAAAUGGCAGUUUAUUUUCGCCUAGAGAAUUUAAUGUUUAUAAUGAUAUUGAUGAUUCCGACAAAAACAUUGCCCAUAUUUUGAGUGAAAAGGCCGUGUCGUUGCAGGACUUGUCAUCUAAUGUUGUUGAAAAAGAACAACGAAAAACGGAUGGAAACCCAAAGUUCAUGGAAUGCCAAUAUUGCUUCAAAAUGUUUAGUAUCCAUUCCAUACAUAUACAUGAGAAGAAAUGUCUUUCUCGACCGGGUACCACUACGCCUGAUAUGACUAGGCCCAAGAAGAAUUCUCGACCAAAUGGUAGAUGUGUCUCUGUUAAUGAACUUAGAUCUGCUAAGCCUGAAGAUAAUUGGCGGACUGAAAUGUUCUUGAUCACUCAUUGGCUAUAUCUGGACAACUUAGAUGCCCAUAAACCUGCACAUAAUUCAGACAAUUCACGUUUUUUGUUCUGUAGCUAUUGCAGCAAGCCUUUUGGAAGCAAGUCUCUACCCAUACAUCUACCCCAAUGUCAAAGAAAAUACGAAUUAGAAAAGUCAAAAAAGCAGAAGCCACAAAUGUCUAACAAGAAAUCUCCUAAAACAAAUCAUGCAUCGAGCGUCAAUGGCUACCCUGACAGACGCGCUGUUAGAACAACACCCGUUUCGAAAGGGACAAGAUCAAAUGAACACACACCUUCUUCUGCUGUUAGGUCAUCUGCUAAAUUUUCAGCAACACCACUGUCGAAAUCGGCAACCUCAUCUUCAGGCCCUGCCUCCUCUAGCAACUCGCUUGAUUCUCAAGAGACACCGCGGUCUGCACGAACACCAAGGAUUGGGUCUAAAACACCCCUGUCAGGAUCUGCUUACGUCGCCUGUCGUUUUUGUCAUAACUAUUAUGGAAGUGCAUCUGUCAAGAUUCAUGAAGCGAAAUGUGAGACGAAGAUGACCAAGAGCAAAGAAGACAGGACACAGUCAAAGGCAGUUGGAAGACACCUCGGUAGACUGUUUGGAGUGCAGCGGUAAGAAUUCAUAUUAAUAAUUAUGUUCUCCGUCAAAUUUAAUUGAAUGUUUUCAUUUUAGAUUAGUCAGAAUUCUUAAGAAUACGUGCUUCCCAAUCCAAUUUGAUUUUUACAUCACUGGUGUGAUGACAAAUGUUUUACCCACAAAAUUCCAACCCUCCAUCUUAGCACCCAGACGUCUGAUACAAACUUUCUCUGCCUAUAUUUCACUGUUUCUGAUAGCUGAACUGCCAAAAUCUCCUUGAAAAGGUUGUUUUAACAGGUCAGAUGUGUUCUCAAUCCGUUGCCAUACGCAUAACAGCGUUCUCCAAUACAUGCACUAUGUUUACAUACGUUUUAUUUCUGCCUAGAAUUGAUAUAUUUUAUUUUCUUACCUAUUUUGAGAGUAUCAAAAUAUCCAAAUAUAUUGUUGAAGGAAAAAUCAGGCAAUUAUUUUAACUCUAAGGAAAUUUAAACGAAGAAAAAUAACACCAAAGAUAAGGUUUACAAACGUUUUCUUAUCAAAUUAACGAGGCUCUAUCGAGUAGAUUUCAAAGUCUAUAAAAUUAAGACAGAGUUUUUCUAAUUUUCUAACUCUCUUAAAAAAGAACAAGAAUAUGCCAGGUUUUAAUAGAAUAAUACUUUUAACAAAACAGUAGGUAUGUAAAUUCAGAGAAAUUGGCAGUUGAAAUACAUUUUGUGUGUUUGAAUAAUUGGAAAAAUUGCAUGUUAGAAAUUAAUUCCUUGUAAUGUAAGGCCCAAUUGAAUUUACCAUCUAUGAAAUUAAGGUAUAUGUAGUUUUCUUGCCCGUUAUUUUCCUAUAAAAAGAUUAGUGUGUCCCCUGUAAUUUUAGGCUAUCAUUUUGAUUAGCAUUGACUUUUAUUGACGAAUCUUAUUUGUCAGAAACUUGUGUUAUUGUAUUUAAUCCAUUAGAAUCGACUUUUCGUGAAUAGAAGUUUUGAAACUUUGAACAGACAUUUUACGGUUUGAAUUCGAUUUGCCAGAGAUGUUUUCAAAUGUUAUAACACAAGUGAAGGAAGACAGGUCGGCAGGGAUUUGUUGAUUUACAUUUUGCUAUUUCCACAAAUAUUGUCCGUAAAUGAGUCCUAAAAAUCUAGCAUGUCAGCUUAAAGUUAUUUGAUUUUUCGUAAACAGAUCAGCUAGAAAACAUUCAACAUUGAGAAUAUGACCAUAUGUCAGUGUAAAUUAACUAGUGAUUGUUGUCACUUUGUUUUAAUUGCCUCAGUUAGUAUCCGUCAAUUUCUCUUAUAUGCGAAAUAGAUCUAUUUCACUUGUGUUAGUAAUGUUUAAAAUGUUUGCCUUAUUGAUUAUACAUACGACUCUUAAUGGUGUAAGUUACACGUAAAAUGAAUUAGUAUUAAAGUCCGAAUAUUGCUUUAGAAAAUUUAUGUAUGUAUUAUUGGCAAUGUAAUAUUGCUCAGCCUCAUUGUGUCAACACCCAAGAAAUACUAUUAGAGUUUCUUCAAAUAAUUUAAGAGGGCAAACAGUGAGUUCUACAUACUACCUUAUAAACGCCCAUUUCCCUACAUACAUACCAACAUACAUGACGAAAUUGAGCCUCAGCAACACCAACGUAUUGAAACGCCUGGUUUAAAUGAUCUGAGCAUGGAAUAAUAGAUAUUAUCGAUCAAAUGCUUUGUUUAAAAUUGAGUUUGUUUUGAUACUCUAGAAAUCAGAAGGGCUUAGCUUCCUCUGGCAAGAAGCCAGAACAAGUUGCAGUUGUAUAUCGAUUCUAGUAAGGAAAUAUCACUAACCUUCAGCCGUGCCUGGUACCUUAGCCAAUCCAUAUCUCUAUAUCGACUUGGGUAGGAAAAAUAUCUGCAUUGAUUUUCAGAUAUUCAAUUCUGAUAUAAUUAAUAGUUCCAAGCUCAUUGUGCGUCGGAUUUAUGACUGGAUGUGGUUUUGCUAAUAGUGGUGUACUUAGACAGUCCAAGAAAGACGAAGAGAUUCAAAGCUUUUAAGUAUUCUCUGAAUUUCAAAUCAGUUUUAUUCAUUUUAUAGAAAAUGUUUUGCUUUUAAUUAUAAUGUAUCAUUUUAGAUAGGCAAUUGUGAAGUGAGUGGUAAUUGUAUUUUUCGUCUGUAUUCAGUCUUUUUCAAUAAGAAACAAUUAAGAGACAUUUUGAACUUCCUCCUUACCUCUUACUCCAUCCAAAUUUAUCCUGUUUUUUGUUGUUGUUCGAAGUAAAAGGCUAACAAAUUUGAUCACUGCCAAUGCUCUAUCUACUAUACAUAAAAAGAAAACAAAGGAAUUGAAAUUACGCCUCAGUUUAUCAUUCUGAAGAAUGUCUUAGGCUAUUUCCUUUCGAUAAUUAGUAUAAUUUUUUACAUUCUGAUGUACUCGUUUUCCUUUCAUCCACAAUAGAAAACAAUUAUUAAUAAACGAUACGAAAGCUUCAAUUUCUACUCUAAGAAAUGUUUGAUAAUCUUUCGUUGCAUUCGUUCAACAUAUAGCAGGUGGUUUCUCGUACCCUGUUCAAUAAUUUAGCUGCCUAAGCGAGACAAUAUUGUUAGUACCAAGUUGUAUGAUAAUGAAUAAAUUUGUUUUGUGAAUUUGUAACUGCAAUGUAACGUAUACUCGAUUCACCAAAAAUUAUCUUUUUGGCAAUUAUUUCUAGGUUAAAAUUGUAUUUCAUUUUAAUGCUUACUGUAUUCCAUUUAUUAUUUAUUCUCAAUUGUUCUGUUGGUUUGUAUCUAUAAAGUGAAUGGUAUUUAUCGAAUGAACUCGUUACGCAAUAGACAGUGGUAUUAUUGAGUCUCUUUUUUUUCACCCUCAGAGCCUUGCAGUUGUUUUCGAAAGUCAAAUGACAUUUUAUUGGUGACUCAAGUCCGUUUUCUGUUCCCUCAAUCUUUAUCUGUCUCUUCAAAAGAGUUGUCCAGUGAUGACGUCACAAAAAUAUAUUUUUAGAAUUUUUGAAAUUUUUUCCCAUAACCUUAAAAAGCAUUAGGAAAUACCUCCUACGAAUUGGCUGAGAUAUAACCAGAUGAGCACAAGCAUCGACCCCAUCAAACCUCUGUAAAUUGGUCUGACUUCACGACUUUAUUAACUGAGCCAAAAUAACAAUUAUCCGUUAGCAAACUUAAAAUCUUCUAUUGGCCAUAGCUCACCCAAUUUUUGACAAAUUUAGCUAUUUUGCAUACAUUGAACUAUUUUAUGAUAAUCUUUCAUGUUAUGUGGUCAAAAUUCGAAAAUUCUAAAAAUAGUUUUUCGUGACGUCACACUUGAGAACUCUAUGGAUAGUUAUAUACAGAGCUAGUUCUCUGAAUUAUUUACUAUUCGUCUGAAACAUCUAGUUAUUUCAUCUACUAGUUAAAAAACAGUGAAUCCAAAAAUUUUAAUCUACAAUCGAUAACGUGAUACGACGGGGAUUACAUGAUUUGUGGCAAUAACUCUUCGCUUUUGUUAUUAGUGGUCUAAAGGCUUAUUCUUAAAUAACGUUUCUUAGAUAAUUACUGUUUUGAAGAGGAUAAUUUUAUGUUCCGGGGCCCCUAAAAAAAGGGUGUUGAAAAGGAAAGACAAUUUUUUCAACUCAUCUGAUGUGUUUUUGUCUGAAAAGUUAGAAGUUGGAAGAAACGCAGGCAGUUCUGUUCUGUUUUUUGCUCGUAAUUUAAGCCGCGGAGCGGUGCUUCCCGAAUGAAGUUAGUCUCAGGGGCGCCUGCACAAGAUUAAAGAAGAAGGGCAGUGUUGGUGCUGAGGGCAAAGAGUACAAUUUUUUCCACUACCAUAAUCGAUUAUUUGUUAGGGGUUUGGGGAUGGGUGCAAAAUAUAAUAUUGGCAUCGACCUGUUCCACCCAUACAGCUGGGAUUUUUUCUAUCAAAGACUCUAAACAUAGUCAUAGGUUGACAAAAUUCUCCAUGCAAGUGGGUAUUAGAUGGCCUCGUCAUUAUUAGAAAAGUUUGGUUUUACGAAAAUCAUGGCA
This is a messenger RNA of Rhopilema esculentum, 6192 nucleotides long. RefSeq lists its product as uncharacterized. The record is from RefSeq and is a predicted model, not a curated record. NCBI's taxonomy places the organism in Eukaryota, Metazoa, Cnidaria, Scyphozoa, Rhizostomeae, Rhizostomatidae.